Pelecanus crispus (Dalmatian pelican) is the source of this 586-nucleotide messenger RNA. Lineage: Eukaryota; Metazoa; Chordata; Aves; Pelecaniformes; Pelecanidae. The record is from RefSeq and is a predicted model, not a curated record.
GUCUCAUGGUACCAAGUGACGUGUCCCCGCCGUGAGAUUCGCGCCCCCCAAUCUCCUGAGAAGAUGUCAGGGAUGCAGGCCGUUUGGCCAUCCGGUACAGAAUGUAUUGCCAAAUACAACUUCCACGGUACCGCCGAGCAGGACCUGCCCUUCAGCAAAGGAGACGUCCUUACCAUUGUUGCUGUCACCAAGGAUCCCAAUUGGUACAAGGCAAAGAACAAGGUGGGCCGGGAGGGCAUCAUCCCUGCUAACUACGUGCAGAAGCGGGAAGGAGUGAAAGCUGGGAUCAAACUCAGCCUCAUGCCGUGGUUUCACGGGAAGAUCACGCGGGAGCAGGCGGAGCGGCUGCUGUACCCACCCGAGACGGGGCUUUUCCUGGUGCGGGAGAGCACCAACUACCCCGGGGACUACACACUGUGCGUCAGCUGCGAGGGGAAGGUGGAGCACUACCGCAUCAUUUACUCCUCCAGCAAGCUGAGCAUCGAUGAGGAGGUCUACUUCGAAAACCUCAUGCAGCUGGUGGAGGUGAGGUCUCAGCUGCCAAUGGGAGCUGCCACCGCUCCUGUCCCCAGCCUGGGGACCAUAG